Pyrenophora tritici-repentis Pt-1C-BFP is the source of this 769-nucleotide messenger RNA. RefSeq names its product Cofilin-ADF domain containing protein. Gene Ontology annotation, biological process: regulation of actin filament polymerization. Gene Ontology annotation, molecular function: actin filament binding. Gene Ontology annotation, cellular component: actin filament; site of polarized growth; cortical actin cytoskeleton. NCBI's taxonomy places the organism in Eukaryota, Fungi, Ascomycota, Dothideomycetes, Pleosporales, Pleosporaceae. The record is from RefSeq and is a predicted model, not a curated record.
ACUGCUCUUGUCGUCGCUCCAUCGCCCAGCUCCCGCGCGCGCCGUUUAUAUCCCCGUCGUUGUUGUCUGUUGAGCAGGCAUUGAACACGUUAAGAGCAGGACUGUGUGAGAGGAAGCUUGAACGGUGUGAACUUUGAAGCUAUACCUACCUAAGGGAAUCACGGGGACAAGAUGCCAGCUCCAUCUGAUAUCCUGAAUGACCCGGAUAUCGCGCAGGCGUAUGAGGAUGUGAGGUCGGAUAAGUCGGAGACUACGUGGUUGAUUCUAAAGUAUGCAUCAGCCACAUCCGACAACCUCACCCUCGCCAACACAGGCACGGGCGACAUUGCCGAAAUGACGCAAAGCCUCGGCGACGAUGAAGCAGCCUACGCCUACGUGCGCAUGAAACUCGGCAACGACGAGUAUAGCGAACGUGUCAAGUUUGCUUUUGUGGUGUGGCAGGGCCCCCAAACAAAAGUCAUGCGCAAAGCCAAAAUGAGCUUCCAGAGCGGCCAGGUCAAGCAGGUGAUUAGGACGUAUGCGGUUGAGAUACAGACGGGGGAUAAGAAGGAUUUGGAUGCCGAGGCUGUGACGCUCAAGUUGAGGAAGGCCAUGGGCGCGAAUUAUGAUCGGCAAACUACGAAUUACUAGAGGCACUGGGUGGGUAUGGCGGUUGGAGAAUUGGCUUGGUUUGGGUACUUUGAGAGCGCUAGUCUCAGGAUAGGUUAUUCGUACUCUGAAAUCAUGUUCACAUCCUCGCCUGGAAUAGAAAGCAUCUUAUCCCUCGUCG